Messenger RNA from Sporisorium graminicola, 645 nucleotides. RefSeq lists its product as uncharacterized. NCBI's taxonomy places the organism in Eukaryota, Fungi, Basidiomycota, Ustilaginomycetes, Ustilaginales, Ustilaginaceae. Bases 1 to 645 code for a protein of 214 amino acids. Gene Ontology annotation, molecular function: GTPase activity; GTP binding. The record is from RefSeq and is a predicted model, not a curated record. The transcript is spliced from 3 exons.
AUGUCGGCCUCUGCCGCUUCGUCGUCCAGCAGUCACGAUGCAUCUAGCAGCGGGAGCUCCGAAAAGUCAAGCGUAAUCCUCAAGGUAGGAAUGGUCGGCGAUUCGCAGAUCGGCAAGACGAGUUUGAUGGUCCGCUACGUCGAGGGCAGUUUCAACGAAGACUACAUCCAAACACUUGGAGUCAACUUUAUGGAAAAGACCAUCUCAAUCCGUAAUACCGAGAUCACCUUCUCCAUCUGGGACCUGGGUGGACAACGCGAAUUCGUCAAUAUGCUACCCCUCGUAUGCAACGAUGCUGUCGCCAUCCUGUUCAUGUUCGAUCUCACGCGCAAAUCGACGCUCAACUCGAUCAAGGAAUGGUACCGACAAGCUCGCGGAUUCAACAAGACCGCCAUCCCCUUUCUCGUCGGAACCAAGUAUGAUCACUACGCCACACUGCCGCGCGAGGAGCAGGACGAGAUCACCAAGCAGGCUAGACGCUUUUCCAAGGCGAUGAAGGCUCCCUUGAUCUUUUGCUCCACCAGCCACGCCAUCAACGUGCAAAAGAUCUUCAAGGUAUUGCUCGCCAAGGCAUUCGACCUCAAGUGCACGAUUCCAGAGAUCAAGGGUCCUGGAGAGCCGCUGCUGAUUUAUCUCGAUGUCUAG